GCGGAAGUCGAGCUGUGACCUCCGACGCGCUGCCCCGGCCCCAAGUGUUCGUUGGCGCUCGGGCACUUCCGGCCGGGAGACACCAUGCCUUUGGAUAGAGACCUAGUGCAUCCAUCUCUAGAGGAGGAAAAGAGAAAGCACAAAAAGAAACGUCUGGUGCAAAGUCCAAAUUCCUACUUUAUGGAUGUAAAGUGUCCAGGCUGCUACAAGAUUACCACAGUGUUCAGCCAUGCUCAGACAGUGGUUCUGUGCGUUGGGUGCUCAACUGUGUUGUGCCAGCCUACUGGAGGAAAGGCUAGGCUUACAGAAGGUUGCUCCUUUAGAAGAAAACAACAUUGAAUGCUUCCUUUACCAUAAUGACUCAGAGUAUAUGCUCCUGGACGCCUUAUCUGUUCAAAAAUGUCGGUUAAUCUAACAAGUUGAUUGCUAGUGUUUCUUACAAAAUCGAACAGUUAUCUGGUGGGGGGUUUUUCCCCAUAAAAUGUCUUAAUGUGCAGAUUUUUCCAGAAAGUCUAUGGGUAAUUGAGCUCUAUUUUUAUAGCUUUUUAUUACUGUAUUUUGAAUGGGUGAUGCCAUUCUACACAAGAAUGAGAAUUAAAGACUUGUUGCACCUUUUGUUAAUUAUAAACUGACUAAUCGUCACUGCCCUAUCAGCCAUGGAAAUGAAAGGCAAGUGCCUGUGCAUUUGCAAAUGGAGACUGCUGUAGGAAUACAUUUCCUAUAUUUAAGCAUUGAGUGUUUCUGCCACUGUUGUGAUACAUGGGGUUGAAACUGCUAGCUGGGUAUACAAAACAAAUAGCUUUCCACAGGAAAAUAAGAAAAUAUUCUCUGUGCAUAGGGGAUAUGGCAUAUGAACAAAUACCUAUUGGGGUAUGUCUAUUUUGAAAUGUCAGUUAUUCUGAAAUAACUCUAUGUAAAGUGCAUGUCUACAGAGCAAGCCAUUAUUUCAAAAUAAUUUUGAAAUGGAGGACUUCUUACUCCAACUCUUGUAACCCUAAUUUCAUGAGGAGCAGGGGAAGUCGAAAGAAGAGUGUUCUUCAGCUUCCUACUGCUUAGACAACGCUAAGAGCUGAAUUAAGCUAUUUUGACUUCAGCUACACAAUUGACAAUUGCUUAAUUUGACUUUUGCCCUGCAGUGUAGACGUGCCCUUAGAGAGCUAAGAAUGGUAUCAAGUCACAAGGAAAAGAAUAACAUUCAGUUCAGAAAAUUAGUUCCACUCAAUGGCAGGAUUAAUUAGAAAAUAAAGUAUCUUGGUAUAAUGCUUGCUAAAUCUAGUAAAUUGCUAUUAAGUAGGUUUUAUCCUAAAAAAAGACCAUGCUUCAACAUUUUAGGUUCUGAAAAGAUAUUAUUCAUAUCAAUUAACCAGCUUGCCUGUAAGAAAAAAAAUUGGUGGUUUUUUUUUUUUAAAGGACUGCUUCCUUUUCUAAAUUGCCAUGGAAUUCUAACAGAAUUGACAUUAUUUCUUUAUAUGGUAAGCCAUGUAGACAGUGCAUUCUUAAAUCUAUUUUAUAGCAAUGUCUUGAUUUAUAUGUAAACAUUGCCUAAGUUAAGUAUGUCUCAUCAUUUGGUGGGCAUUGGAAAUACUGUCUCAAUUUAAACUGUAUUCUUUUGCAGUAAGAGCAAUUCAACUUCAAAUCAAUAAACAAUAAUGCUUAAUA
Pelodiscus sinensis (Chinese soft-shelled turtle) is the source of this 1659-nucleotide messenger RNA. RefSeq names its product ribosomal protein S27 like (gene RPS27L). Gene Ontology annotation, biological process: translation. Lineage: Eukaryota; Metazoa; Chordata; Testudines; Trionychidae. Gene Ontology annotation, molecular function: structural constituent of ribosome. Gene Ontology annotation, cellular component: ribosome. The record is from RefSeq and is a predicted model, not a curated record.